This is a messenger RNA of Plodia interpunctella (Indianmeal moth), 2073 nucleotides long. RefSeq names its product luciferin 4-monooxygenase-like. Gene Ontology annotation, biological process: fatty-acyl-CoA biosynthetic process; long-chain fatty acid metabolic process. The transcript is spliced from 9 exons. Gene Ontology annotation, molecular function: long-chain fatty acid-CoA ligase activity. Lineage: Eukaryota; Metazoa; Arthropoda; Insecta; Lepidoptera; Pyralidae. The record is from RefSeq and is a predicted model, not a curated record. The coding region runs from base 82 to 1731 and encodes 549 amino acids.
GAGUUGAUAUGCAGUCUACCGUACCAAGAGGAAUUUACUUCACAGUACAGCAAUAGUAUUGGCUCGAAACUGACGUGAACAAUGUUGAAAAAUCCACUUUACGUGUACGGGCCGAAAAAUGUUUACAUACCGAGCGAUUUGAAUUUUGCCGCUUUUUUCCUGGACACAUUGUGGGAACAUAGAAAUAAUGUGGCGUUGAUAAAUGGAGCUUCGUACGAAGACUACACAUACUUAUCUAUGGCACAGCAGAGUAUGAAUGUGGCUAUCUCUCUCUCUCGUCUAGGAGUGAAAAAAGGGGAGGUAGUGGCUAUAUGCUCAGAAAACAGGAUGGAAUAUUGGGCAGCGUUUCUUGGUACCGUAUGCGCUGGUGUUACAGCAACUAUGGUGAACCCUAAUUACACUGGAAAUGAGCUAAAGCACGUCCUGAGUAUAACAAAACCAAAAUACAUGUUUUGUUCACAAACUUUCUACAACGGCAAAGAAAAAACAUUGAAAUCUUUACCAUACCUGAAAAAAAUCAUAUUAUUCGGCGAUAAAACGAAUAAAAACGUACUUUAUUACGACGAUUUAGCUAUAUCUGUCGAUGGCAAUGAAAAAGAUAUAGGUUUUAAUGGUAAUAAACUAAGUAGGAAUGUGCGUUAUGAAGAGUUUCGUGCAGUUGAUGUGGAAGGGCAAAACGAUGUGGCGUUAAUACUAUAUUCUUCUGGUACCACGGGACUACCCAAAGGAGUGAUGCUAACUCACGUAAAUUUACUGUCAGCUUGUCUAAUGCCAGCAUCCAUAGAUCCCAAACUCAAUGGUCUGACGAUAUCGCCCUGGUUCCACACCAUGGGUCUGAUCGGGACCGCCUUGGGGCUCUGCAAGGGCAGGACACUGGUGUACCUGCCGAAGUUUGAGAUCAAUUUGUAUCUCAAGUGCAUUGAGAAGUAUCAGAUCCAGCAAAUAACCGUGGUGCCCCCUGUGCUGGUGGCCGCUUGCAAGUCCCAGGAGCCCUACGACCUGAGCUCUGUCAAACUGGUCUACUCCGGAGCCGCGCCGCUGCAGGAGGAGACCAUCAAGAUUGUCAAGGACAAGUUCCCUAACGUGGUAGCCGUAUUGCAGGGGUACGGAAUGACGGAGAUGACGUUAGCUGUCAUCAAAAGCACGUACGACCAGACUGUGCCGAUGAAAUCUGCCAGCAUUGGGUCUGUGGUGGCCGGGGCUAUUGUCAAGGUGGUUGACAUAGAGACCGGUAAACCUCUAGGCCCUAACCAGAGCGGGGAACUAUGCUUCAAGAGCACCCAGGUGAUGAAGGGUUACGUCGGGAAGAGCAACCGGGAGUUCUUCGAUGAUGAGGGGUUCUACAGGUCUGGAGAUAUCGGCUACUACGACGAAGACAGACAGUUUUAUAUCGUGGACAGGCUGAAGGAGCUCAUCAAAUAUAAGGGCUUCCAGGUGGCCCCAGCAGAAAUAGAGUCCCUUCUCCUCCAGCACCCUUCAGUCCGAGACGCUGGGGUCGUGGGUCUACCCGACCCCACUGCUGGGGAGCUGCCACUGGCGUUUGUUGUGAAGCAACCGGGCUGCGACGUCUCUGAGCUGGAGAUCCAGGCUUUCGUGGCUGAGAAGUUGUCCAACCCUAAGCACCUUCGAGGGGGCGUGAGGUUCGUGUCUGAGAUCCCAAAGAAUCCUUCUGGGAAGGUGCUGAGGAAGGCUUUGAAGGCCAUGAUGAAGAACACGAAAUCCAAAUUGUGAUGUCGUCAUGUUUAAGGUAGAAAUUCACUGAGACGGAUGUGGACACGAAUCUACAUACAUUUCACGAUUUGUAUGUUAGUUUUUUAUUAACGUAAGGAUGAACCUGCAAUGUAUGUUGAUUUCUCUAUGUUCGGUGAUAGUGUAUUUUCUAGCAUUGUAUAAAAAGUGUAUUAAAUAUUUAUAUCUAUUUAUGGCCUCUGAUGUACAUAAAACUAAUAAUAGGUACAGUCAGACCUUUUACUAAUUGUUUUUGUACAACUAAACCAUUGUACAUACAUUAUUUAAAGUAUAACUUAUUUUGGAAUUAAGAUUUUUUCUGUAAGUAAAACAUUUUUUAUCUGU